AUGGAUGAAAAGUUCAGGAGUUUAUUACCUAGAACAUGCCUAAAAUGUUUUAGAACUUUUGUAGCUCCGCAAUAUCGCGACAAAAUUGACCAUUUACACACAAAAUUGGUCUUUAGGGGAGAUUUUGCACAGAAGGACGGCACUUUUAUCAAAGAAGGAGAAUCAGAUGAUCACAAAGACAUUUGUUCCAUCUGCAGAUGCUGUACUUUGGAUGGCUAUUGCAGAUUAUUUGAUAAUGUCAAGUUUCAUGACUGUUUAAGGAACGAUGAUAAUCCUCUAGAGACUGUAAGUUUGGAAACAGAGCAAGAUUUAUCAGAUGAAGGUAAUUUUUCUCUAUACAAGCUCUUUGAUGCUAUAAACAUGAGCCUGAGAUUUGAGACUUGUGAUGGCUCCUCCAUUAGCAAAGGAUUUAACUUUUGCGUUUUGGCUAUUCACCUAGUUAACAAUGUUGCCAUUAAUGAACGCUUCAAGAGGACCUUUAUGAAGAAUCUGCUCCAGGUUUCGUUGGAAGGUAUAGCUGAACUUCCAAAAGAGUGGAGUAUUUACUUGUCAAAACUUGGCUACGAUGACUUGUUAACACUUUGCAAGGAAUUUGAUUGCGAUUAUUCUGACAUUGUUCCAUACGUUGAUACGAAUGAUGGAGAUUCAGCAAACGAAACAAACUCUGGGAGCAAGGCAGAUCAAGACGCGGACCAUACAGAGGCUCCACAAGUAAUAUCGCAGGUAGUAGAUUACAGAUUACGCCAAGAGAUACUCGAUACUCUCGUAAAUGUAGCUUUAAAAUUCAAAAGGGAGGCAAGCUCACUCUACAAUCACAUGGAAAAUGCAUGCAAAGACAAGCUUUUGUUUGAGCAGUUGAUCAGAAUGAAGGUGAAUGCGACAAUAAAGGGCUCAGAGAUCCUGAAAAUUGUAAACUUUUCAUUAUCUAGAGACACAAUUACGUUCACUGGAGUAUAUAAUAAGAACGUCAGGGGACUCAGUCAGACAUUGUGGAUUUUGGAUAACAAGGUUGUAACACCAAUAUCAAUCGAAGAAUGCAUCGGUGCCCCUUUAAACCACAUUUGUGGCUCUAGAGAGUACAAAUUUAUGGCAUCAGGGAGGGAAGAUUCUGACGUUAGGACGUUUGGAAAUGGAAGGAUAUUUUGUAUUGAAAUGUACAAUUGCACUAGAGACAUUUUUGAAAUUUUGUAUAGGACCAGUAGAAUGGAUGAAGUGUUUUUCAGUGACAAUAUGGUUAAUACAGAUGUUUUAACAGGUAUGAACGACUCGCAAGAGCCAUCCCUGCUCUUUUUGAGUAGCCUAGGAGACUGCAAAAAUGUGCAGCAUGCAGAUGCGAGACUACUCAAGGAGUAUUUUGGACAGCUUCCCGCAACUACGCAGGCUGAAUUUUCCAUACAAACAUCUCAAACACCUACUUCAGUUUUUCCAAAGUGUCAAACUCCAUCGACUGAAUUCAGGAACCUGAGAAUAUCCUUUAAUAGCAGAUUCGAACGUCAGAGAGUUCAAAACGAUGCUGAGGGAAAGCUAAAGAGUUACAACUGCCUAGUUUUUUCAGCUGAUCCAUUGGAUAUCAAUGUGUUGAAGCGUGGCGUAAAGUGUCCUAUUGAUAUUAAGCAGCGGAACCCCGUUCGAAUAUCCCAUCGCCGCUCUCAAGACAUUAGGAAUCGUACGAUUUAUAGCCUUGAAAUCGACCCUAUUCAUCCAAGACUGUUUUUAUUAUCUAUUUCCACUCAAGCAGGAACGUAUGUCAAGGAGUUUGUAACUGGUGAUUUGGGCAGAACGAGACCAUCUCUCAAGAGCAUUUUGGGUUCAUCCGAACUGUAUGUACUCCACUUGGAUGUUUUGGAUAUCCAGAGCUGA
Molecule: messenger RNA, 1860 nt
Organism: Theileria equi strain WA
Lineage: Eukaryota; Apicomplexa; Aconoidasida; Piroplasmida; Theileriidae
Exons: 2
Coding region: 1-1860 (619 amino acids)
Biological process (GO): tRNA pseudouridine synthesis
Molecular function (GO): pseudouridine synthase activity; RNA binding
Source: RefSeq, a predicted model, not a curated record